Molecule: messenger RNA, 1922 nt
Organism: Eptesicus fuscus (big brown bat)
Lineage: Eukaryota; Metazoa; Chordata; Mammalia; Chiroptera; Vespertilionidae
Gene: PAQR9
Product: progestin and adipoQ receptor family member 9
Exons: 2
Coding region: 153-1496 (447 amino acids)
Cellular component (GO): membrane
Molecular function (GO): signaling receptor activity
Source: RefSeq, a predicted model, not a curated record
AACCUGCAGCGACGCCCCGGGGCGAACACAAAGGCUCCGACGGCAGCCGGCGGGGACUGCCGAGUGCGCGGACGCGGGCGCCAGAGGUCGCCGGUUCCCGGGAGCCCGCGCCAGAGGUCGCCCGUUGGCGUCCUAGCCAAGCCCGGGGCACCAUGCUGCGACGCCUACAGCCCCGGAGCGCGGGCACAAAAGGCCCAGGGGCCACGGCCGAGGCGACUUUGGAGGCCGCCUCGCGCCCCCGUCCCUCAGCCUCUGCGGACUCUCCGGCCUCCGCCAAGCCGCUGCUGCGCUGGGACGAGGUGCCCGACGACUUCGUGGAGUGCUUCAUUCUGUCGGGCUACCGGCGGCUGCCCUGCACGGUGCAGGAGUGCCUGGCCUCGGUGCUGAAGCCCACGAACGAGACGCUCAACUUCUGGACGCACUUCAUCCCCCUUCUGCUGUUCCUGAGCAAGUUCUGCCGCCUGUUCUUUCUGAGCGGCCGCGACGUGCCCUUCCACCACCCCUGGCUGCUGCCUCUGUGGUGCUACGCGUCGGGCGUGCUGCUGACCUUUGCCAUGAGCUGCACGGCGCACGUGUUCAGCUGCCUGUCGCUGCGCCUGCGAGCCGCCUUCUUCUACCUGGACUACGCGUCCAUCAGCUACUACGGCUUCGGCAGCACCGUGGCCUACUACUACUACCUGCUGCCGGGCCUCAGCUUGCUGGACGCCAGAGUGAUGACCCCCUACGUGCAGCAGCGCCUGGGCUGGCACGUGGACUGCACACGCCUCAUCGCCGCCUACCGUGCGCUCGUGCUGCCGGUGGCCUUCGUGCUGGCGGUGGCCUGCACCGUGGCCUGCUGCAAGAGCCGCACGGACUGGUGCUCUUACCCGUUCGCGUUGCGCACCUUCGUCUUCGUCAUGCCGCUCAGCAUGGCCUGCCCCAUCAUGCUUGAGAGCUGGCUCUUCGAUCUACGAGGCGAGAACCCCACGCUCUUCGUGCACUUCUACCGACGCUACUUCUGGCUGGUGGUGGCCGCCUUCUUCAACGUGAGCAAGAUCCCCGAGCGCAUCCAGCCCGGCCUCUUUGACAUCAUAGGCCACAGUCACCAGCUCUUCCACAUCUUCACGUUCCUCAGCAUCUACGACCAGGUGCACUACGUCGAGGAGGGCCUGCGGCAAUUCCUCAAGGAGCCCCCCGCCGCUCCCACCUUUUCGGGCACCGUGGGCUACAUGCUGCUGCUGGUCGUCUGUCUGGGGCUGGUCAUCAAGAAGUUCCUGAACAGCUCCGAAUCCAGCAGUGAAAAACCAUGCCACCACCUUGAGGCCUUCACUUUCCACAAACUCAGCCUUGAAGACAAAAGAUUUCUAAGAGGAUUCCAUUUUGGCCUUUUCAAACCAGCUCAGAAGCAGACAGAAGAUUUAACAGUGACCAAAUAUCCUUGUAUGGGGUUAAUUUUUUACUUUUAUUUUUUAAUUCAUUUAAUGCUGAUAAUGGAGGGAAAAGAGAAUAAAGGAUAAUGCAGGCAUAAAGGAAGAAAGAAACAUUUUUUUUUCCAUUAGUUGCUAGAUUAAUUCUUAGGCUACCCUGACUCCAGCCAUCAUACACAUCCUAAACAGCUGUAUCUAGUGAGCUAGAGGGACUUUCUCAGGAUGUGUAAACUUCCACACAGGGACUCUGAUGUGGUUUCAAAGUAUUAGUGUAUUCUGCCAAGCAUUGCUUGUUCAUAACUCCACAUUACCUGCUAAGUUAAGAAAAAGAAUCCAUAAAUUUGGUCAGUUCUGUGCAUGUAGCUGAAAAAAAAAUUGUGAUUUAUUUCUGUUCUGUAGUUUGCUAUGGUUUUGGUUGUGUGAGACAUUUGUCCAUUACAGUCUUGAAUAUAAAAUUCUGUAUAACUAUUUAUUAUUUUGGCUGAAAAACAUAUGUAUGAAAUAAGAAUAAAUUAU